AGUUAACUGCAACAUUGACCGGGUUCGCAAAAUUCAUAGUUUCGAAAGAUUGUUUUGUUUGUCUUUUCGUUUACGUUUAGUCUUGACGGUUAUAACGAGGAUUCUGAAGACUAUUUGAAAAUUAAAUGUAAAGAAUCAACGGUUACCGAAAGGUCAUAGUGGGCCUUCGCCUGACUGCUUGAACGGUUCUAAUGUAUUGAGUCAACGAUUUUUCUACGAAGGUUGACUGUCCUGUCGAAAAUUAUUCUCAUAUACCUUCGUUUUGUGAGGUUCUAAAAUAUGGAACAAGAUACGGAAUACAUUAAGCUACCAUUAGAGGAACGAUGCGCGCACAAGUUAUGGAGAGCACGUUUGCAUGGUUAUAAAGAGUGUGUAACUACAUUUCAAUGUAUCGACGAUGAAAAAUCACCGGAGUGGAACAAGUUCCUAGGAUUUAUAAAAAAGUUUGUAGUAGACAGUAAUGCUGUAGUUCAAGAAAAAGGGUUGGAAGCAGCAUUAGCAUUUGUUGAAAAUGCUGCAGUGGCUGGAAAGACUGUUGGCGAAGUUAUGAGUGGAAUAGUUACUAAAUGUAUUGCAGCCCCAAAAGUUAAAACAAAAGAGUUGGCAGUGCAAAUAAUAUUAAUGUAUAUAGAAAUUGAGAAACAUGAAGCUGUUCAAGAAGAAUUGUUAAAAGGAACAGAAGCCAAAAAUCCAAAAAUUGUUGCUGCAUGUAUCAAUACUUUAACAGUGGCUUUAAGACAAUUUGGUCCAAAAGUGAUUAAUAUAAAGCCUCUAUUAAAAAAGAUUCCUGGUUUUCUUGAAGAUAGAGAUAAAACAGUUCGAGAUGAAGGAAAAUUCAUGGUCAUUGAGAUUUAUAGGUGGAUAGGUGCACCAUUGAAACAACAAUUAAAUACAUUAAAGCCAGUACAAAUUACAGAAUUAGAAGCAGAGUUUAAUAACUUAAAAGAAGAGAAAGUUGUACCAACUCGGUUUCUGAAAUCUCAUAAACCAAAACAAAUAUGUGCCGCAAAUUCUACAACUGAUAUUAUUGAAGCAUUUUCUAAUAAAGAUGGCAAAGAUGAUACUGAUAGGGCUUCAGUACCAGAUAUUGAUCCUUAUGAAUUAUUAGAGCCAGUUGAUAUUCUUUCUAAACUUCCAAAGGAUUUCUACGAAAAAAUUGAGGCUAAGAAAUGGCAAGACAGGAAAGAAGCUGUAGAAGCUUUAGAAACUCUUGUGAAAAAUCCUAAACUUGAAAAUGGUGAUUAUGGAGACGUAGUAAGAGCUCUAAAAAAGGUGAUAUCUAAGGAUUCUAACGUAUUAGUGGUUACAUUGGCUGGAAAAUGUCUAGCUGGACUAGCUACAGGUCUUAAAAAAAGAUUCCAACCUUACGCAACUGCUUGCCUUUCAUCAAUUUUGGAGAAGUUUCGUGAAAAGAAACAAACUGUAGUACAAGCACUUAGAGAAGCUGCGGAUGCCAUCUUUCUUAGUAUUUCAAUUGAUGUUUUACUGGAGGACACACUUGCUGCUUUAGAAAAUAAAAAUCCUGCAGUUAAAACAGAAACUGCUGCUUAUUUAGCAAGAUGUUUUUCUCACACACCACCACAAAGCUUAAAUAAGAAGUUAUUAAAAGCAUAUACUGGUGCACUUCUAAAAGCAUUAAAUGAAUCAGAUCCAAGUGUUCGAGAUGCUUCUGCAGAGGCUCUUGGUACUGCCAUGAAAUUAGUUGGCGAGAAAGCCAUGACACCAUUUAUUACAGAUAUUGAUAAUCUGAAGAUGACAAAGAUUAAAGAAUGUGCAGACAAAGCUGUAAUACAUAUUAAAGUUCAGAAUCCGUCAAAAAUGAUUACUGAAAGGCCGAAUACAGCGCCAAGUAAAAUCGAAUCAGCAGCGAAAGCUAAGGAUGCAGAUUUCAAAGCUCCAAAGAGACCGACUACAGGCAUAGUUAAGAAACCCUUAGCUAAAAAGCCAUCUGGUUUAUCUCUAACAAACUUAGCUGUUUCAAAGAAGCUCUCAACUGCAAAAACUCAAACAGAAAAAAAUUAUAGUGCCGAAGAAAUAGAUGAAAUGGCUAUACAAUAUUUAGCAGCAGAUAUUCUUUCAGGUCUCGUUGAUACUAAUUGGAAGACCCGUUUAUCUGCAGUCGAACAACUUCUAGAGUUUGUGAAACAAAUGAAUUCAUCAGAAGUACCUACACAAGUGAUUGUACGAACGGUAGCAAAGAAGCCAGGUUUUAAAGAUACAAAUUUUCAAGUCCUGAAAUUGCGGUUGGAAGUAGUAAAAUAUUUGGCAGAGAAUUUCCCAUUUUCAAAUACUGUUUGUGAAUAUUGUCUCAUGGACAUAACAGAGAAAUUGGGAGAUGCGAAAAAUAGUACAAUCGCAGGUGAAACUCUUUUAACGAUUGCAGAAGCAACUAGUUUCGAGUAUGUAACAGAUGAAAUAAUAGCGUUUGCUUUUAAUCAGAAGAAUCCAAAAGUUCAGCAAGAGACAUUAUCGUUAAUAUGUAGAGGUCUCACAGAAUUUGGCUGUGUUAUCAAUGUUAAAUCAUUAAUGGAUAAUAUCAAAAAAGCAGUUGCAGCAACAAAUCCUAGUGUUCGUACUUCAGCCAUUACUUUAUUAGGUACGUUGUACAUGUUUAUGGGAAAACCACUGCUAAUGUUCUUUGAAAAUGAAAAAUCUGCGUUGCGUCAACAAAUUGAGCAAGAGUGUGAAAAGCAUAAUGGUGAAAGUCCUCCAAUACCAAUUCGUGGAGUAAAAAACAAAAAGGGAAAAAUAAGUGAUGACGACGAUGACGAAGCUGAAGUGGAUAAAAAAUCUGCUUGUAAUAGCGAGCUUGACAUAAAUAAUCUCAUUCCACGAAUUGAUGUCAGCAAUCAAAUUACAGAGAGUCUUCUGAAUGAAUUAUCUGAUAAAAAUUGGAAAGUGCGAAACGAAGGCUUACAAAAGGUAAAUGCUAUUAUUUCAGAAGCGAAAUUUAUAAAGGGUUCUAUUGGUGAUUUGCCUCAAGGAUUAGCUCUACGAUUGGUUGAUAGUAACAGUAAAAUAGCACAAUCAACCCUAGGCAUAUGUCAAGCAUUGGCAGUGGCCAUGGGUCCACCAGCAAAGCAACAUAUUAGAGUUCUAUUCCCCGGAUUCAUACAAUGUUUGGGCGACAGUAAAAAUUGGAUUAGAACAGCAGCGAUAUCAUGCAUAAAUACAUGGGGAGAUCAGUGUGGGUAUAAAGAAUUUUUUGAUGGAGAAAUAAUAGGUGACGCAUUAAAGUCCGGAUCACCAGUGCUCAGAGCUGAAUUGUGGAGUUGGUUGGCACAAAAAUUACCAUUGAUUCCGGUGAAGCAAGUACCUAAAGAAGAACUUCUUGUAUGUCUUCCAUACUUGUAUAAUAAUUUAGAGGAUCGUAAUUCCGAUGUUCGGAAAAAUGCUCAGGAAGCAGUUUUGGGUUAUAUGAUCCAUCUUUCUUAUGAAGCAAUGGCUAGGAAUACAGAAAAAUUGAAGCCUGGAUCUAGGACAGUGGUACUUGCUGCAUUAGAUAAAUCUCGACCAAACUUACCUAUGAAACCGUUACCCAAGAAACAGCCAGUGGAAGAAAAUAAUCAAAAAGUUAUUAAGAGUGCAGGAGCCGUAAAGGCGGCAAAAACAUUAGUGAAACCUAAACAGAAUCAAGCCACGUCAAAACCUGGUAGUGCACGCAAGAAAGAUGACGAUGCAGACACAAGUCCUUUGUUGGUUACGAAUAAUCUCAAACAUCAGAGAGUAAUCGAUGAACAAAAAUUGAAAGUUUUAAAAUGGAAUUUCACAACACCUAGAGAGGAGUUUGUUGAACUUUUGAAAGAGCUUAUGACUGCUGCAAAUGUAAACAAAACUUUGUUGGCAAAUAUGUUUCAUUCAGAUUUCCGAUAUCAUCUUAAAGCUAUCGAGGCAUUAACCGAGGAUUUGCCUAACAAUAGCAAAGCAUUAGUGUCUAAUUUAGACCUGAUCCUCAAGUGGUUAACAUUAAGAUUUUUCGACACAAAUCCUUCAGUAUUAUUGAAAGGUCUAGAAUAUUUACGUGUGGUAUUUAAUCUAUUAAUAGAAGAUCAGUACCAUAUGUUGGAGAAUGAAGCAGCAUCGUUUAUUCCAUACCUCAUCAUUAAAAUUGGAGAUCCAAAAGAUGCAGUGCGAAAUGGAGUCCGAGCAUUAUUUAAACAAAUUGCGUUGGUAUAUCCAAUAAGCAGAUUAUUUUCGUAUAUAAUGGAAGGUUUAAAAUCUAAAAAUGCUCGACAAAGAACAGAAUGCUUGGAUCAACUAAGUUCCCUUAUAGAAAAUUAUGGAGUAUCUGUUUGUCAACCAUCUCCAGCAUUUGCAUUAAAAGAAAUAGCAAAGCAGAUAGCAGAUCGCGAUAAUUCUGUUCGGAAUGCUGCCUUGAAUUGUAUAGUUCAAGCAUAUUUCCUUCAAGGAGAACGGGUGUAUAAACUUAUCGGCCAGAUAUCAGAAAAAGAUCAGUCAUUAUUAGAUGAACGUAUCAAAAGGGCAGCUAAAAAUCGUCCAAUGAAAUCGGCUUCAGCAAACAAACUUGCACACCCUGCAAGUACAACUCCUAUCGCUUCUAAUGAAGACGUUAAAACAGAAUAUGAAGAAGAAAAUGAAGAAAUACUCGAGCCACAACCUGCUUCACCACCAUCACCACUACCACUACAGCAACAAAAUGAAUUGGGAAAUGUAACAGACAUAGAUGCAGUAGCACCUGACAGCACAGCCGACGCAAUACAGACGUGUCCUAUGACUAAUGAACAAACUUCAAAAACAUCGCCAGUAAAAAGUACCACCAUGUCGCCUCAAAGUGAUCACGAAGAUAAUAUUAAAACAUGUAAUUUAACAUCACCGCAGAAAAAAGUAACAGGUCCAUUUGGACUUGAUAUGGAUUACUUACAAAAAAUUGAAUCAGAGGCGCCUGUAAAAUUCAAUAACCCUGUUCUUGUGGAAGUGAAUCUAACUGAGCUUGAAGCUCUACUCGAAUCUCCAAAUACAGCAAAUCUACCUAAAGUGCCAAUGAUACCAAUUUCUCCUCCGAAAUUGUUGGUAUCAAAGUCAACAAUGGUUACACAACAAUUGAAUACGGCCAACGCAAGUAAAGAAGAUAGUCUUGAACGCAAAAUUCUUGCAAUGUCUAGCUUGGAUUUAGCUGUUGCGAUUCAAUCAAUGAACAGUAUAGAUAAUUUGAUUAAAUCCCAUCAAGUUCUGAAUUUACAAUCCAAAGAAGAUAAAUUUAUUGGUUCAAUAAACAUGCAAUUGAAACUUUUGCAAACAUAUCCUUUACAACAAGGAGGAACAGAUAUAUCCAAAGGUUUUAGGAGCACAUUUAUGGUUAUUUUAGCGUUCUACGAUAGCGGAGUUCUUGGAAAGAAUGUUCCGUUGAUUCAUUUAAAGGAACUUGUGGAUCAAAUGAUUAGUUUGCUAGCUGAGCAUAAAUUACACCAUUUACAUCAGGCUGACGUAUAUUAUCGUGUUAUUAACAACAUUGUUUGCAAGAUAAUAGAUAAUUCAAAUCAUACCACGAUUAUAUGUGCUUUAAUAAAGUUGCUCCAUGGAUGUGCUGAAUCUAAUGAACCUUCCAAAUAUGAAGAAUUAGUUAUGAAAUGUUUAUGGAAGAUAGUAAAAACAAUCCCUAACUGGGCUGGAGAUUUAAAUUAUGAUACUAUUCUUCUGGAAGUUCAUCGCUUUUUGAAAGAUUAUCCUACCCUGUGGUGGAAACUAAGAAAAUCUGACACUCCAUUACGAACGAUUAAGACAAUUCUUCACAGUAUGACACGUAUAAAGGGCAGUACAAUUCUCAGUCAUUUGACUCGAAUAAAUAACACGAAUGAAUCGGAAUUACAUACCUAUCUCGUAAGGCUGAUCGCGACUUUCAAACCUGAUGAAAUUAAUAAUCCAAGAACAAUGAUUAAAUCAAGUAAUAGUGGUAAAGCACAAGAACACCUAUCAAAGUUUACUCACCAACAAUUAUCUGAAAUAUUUAAAAAAAUUGGGUCGAAAGAACACACACAAGAAGGUUUAAUACAGCUGUAUGAUUUUAAACUUCAAUAUCCUGAGGCUGACGUACAACCUUUCUUGAUAAAGUCUCACCAAUUCUUCCAGGAUUUUAUAGAACAAGGGUUAAGAGACAUCGAUCAAGCAAGAAAAAAUCAAAAUCUUAUAUCACAAACUAAUAAUCAAUAUUCAACAGGCGAUCCCACAGGACAUGACGAGAAAAGCCUAAUGGAUCCGUUGCACAGGCUCGAAAAACUUCGAGCAAAUGAAGCACAAAGUAAAUCUACUACUCAAUCAAGACAUGAAUUAACCCACUUCGACACUAAUUAGGAUUGCAGUGCUUAAAUAAAUGGACGAAGAACCAAUAAUACAUAUAACACAAUAUUAAAUAACGUACAUAGUGCAUAGAUAACGAAUGUUAACAAAAAUACCCAAUGUAAUGUUAUGCCGUUCAGUGCAACAUUAACUGUAGCAUUUACGUUCGGAUUUUCAGUAGUUACAUAUAGAUCAUACAAUUACUAACUGCGUCAGGUUUAUGUGUUACAAUAUUUAAUGGAACUAUGACCGCGUUAUACUACUCAUAUUUAUGCGAAUUUUAUAAUAAUUAAGCUAUAAGAAGGAA
This is a messenger RNA of Megalopta genalis, 6601 nucleotides long. It is a transcript of the gene msps, whose product is annotated as msps cytoskeleton-associated protein 5. Lineage: Eukaryota; Metazoa; Arthropoda; Insecta; Hymenoptera; Halictidae. Gene Ontology annotation, biological process: establishment or maintenance of microtubule cytoskeleton polarity; microtubule polymerization; spindle organization. The record is from RefSeq and is a predicted model, not a curated record. Gene Ontology annotation, molecular function: microtubule plus end polymerase activity; microtubule plus-end binding.